AAACAAUCAAGAAUUUUCAAAACGCCAAUCAUUCGCUACAUACUACGACACAAGAUUGCAAUAAAGACACGCACCAGGUGAGUGGCAUUCAGGUUUGGGCUCAUCUUGGCAAUCGCCCAACGUUUAGUUCAUCACUAUCACUGAUAAUGCCAGUCCAUCCCCAUGUGUUCCAUACAAGUUGCAGAAGGCCAGAAGGUUUGCAAAGAGGCCCAGUCGUUGGGAGCCGCAGUAUCUCCGGUCGAGCCACUGUUGCUGUUGUAGUUGCCGUUGAUAUUGGCAUCUUCCUCCGGAGCAGCAUCAAAGUCAUUGUUGCCGUCGGUACUCAAUGCAGCCAUAUCAUCACGAAGUUUCUCCCGUCGCGCAGUUGCCUCAUUUCGAAGCCGAGAGGCAGCAGCAAUUCGCUGCUUGUGCAAAAGCUUGUGUAGAUCCUCCCGCUGGCGCUGGAUUCGGAUAUUCGCGAAUAGCAGGGUCAACAUCAUCAGCAGCAACUGCAAUAGCUUCCGUUUCGGUUGCUUCCUUAAGAUUCAAAGCAGUCGGAUCAAGCAGGCGAAUACUUGGUGGCCCGUCCAUGACCGCAUCACAUACCUCGGUCGCCCAGGUUGACUUCCCCGCGCCCGGGCAUCCCGUCGCAAUAGCAAACCCAGCGGUGGAAGUCUCCAGUGAUCUAACAGCUGCCUCAGUAUCAGGAUCGUUGGUAUAUUUGUCACUGUUCAGUCGAGUGGCUAGCUUCGGAAAGGCAGCCAGAAAGUUGCCGGGAGGAAGGUGGUUAGGGCCGACAAAAUCGAUGAUAUACUGCCACCAUUGUGACACUCGGCUGCAGUCUUUCAACCCUUAGGGUUAGGGCAGAUAACAUCGCAUUUCUUGAUUGCGGCUUCCAGUAGCUGCCGGGCAACAUCAAGAUGUUCUUUGUAUUUCAAUUUGAACAUUUCUGGGUCUCGUUUUCUUUGCGUCAUGAUAUCAUGAUACUCG
Messenger RNA from Ilyonectria robusta, 969 nucleotides. RefSeq lists its product as uncharacterized. The coding region runs from base 326 to 835 and encodes 169 amino acids. NCBI's taxonomy places the organism in Eukaryota, Fungi, Ascomycota, Sordariomycetes, Hypocreales, Nectriaceae. The record is from RefSeq and is a predicted model, not a curated record. The transcript has 2 exons.